CCGCGGGGGCAUUUUGUGGUUACAGGAAAAAGAUCCUUAUGCGCUUAUGCCCUCUCUCAGAUACCAUUAGUGAUCUACAAUUACAUGAAAGAUGCUUCUGAAUUUUUGUGAUCCUUGCUUACGUCCAGAAAUUAAAUCUAGUGCUAUCAGCACGGACGGAUAUGAAGUGACCAAUUUGAUAAGUGAUUCCUACAAAGGAUAUUUGGCAUACUCCUGCAUCAAGCCACCAAUUCAUAUAGACAUUACGUUUCUUUGCAACAUAUCUAUUAAUCAUGUAUUGAUUUGGCCAUCCGUCGGGUCACAGAAGUCAUCGGGGUUUCAGCUUUCCCUUAGGAAUACCAAUGAUAACGACACUCCGUAUACUUGUAUGUCCAGUGGACGGCUGAGUCCCCAUGAUGUUGGUUUGUUGUUUUACUCAAGUGACAUAGACUCUACAGGGAUCCCCACGCCACCAAAUUUCUUAAGAUGUUGUAUUAAAGCUUCUAAGGGACCUGUGACAACUAAAUAUGCACAUGUUUUACGUAUAACAAUAUAUAAAACAGAAAACUCAGUGCCAGCAUUAGGAAAAGUUCAAGUAUGGGGAACAGUAUCCCCACGUUGUGGAAAAGAUGUUAUAGCAAGUGUACAUGUUUUAUGGGCUGAACAACGAACUUCCUCGAUGUUGCCUGUAACUGGACUGAAAGCCUCUGUAAAUGUUGUAAACACUACUUCUGCAGAUACCAGAGAGAUACAUAACAGACUGAAGAAUGAUGCAACCAUUGACAUUCCUGAAAGCUUCCUAGAUCCUAUCACAUGGGAAAUAAUGACUCAGCCAAUUAUAUUACCUUGUGGACAAAUAAUAGAUCAAACCACAUUAGAGAAACAUGGAGAAAAUGAAGCAAUUUGGGGUAGACCGUUAUCAGAUCCAUUCACAGGCUUGAGAUUUAAUGAUGAUCGUAGACCAGUCAUGGCAUCUGCACUUAAGUCAAGGAUUGACAAGUUUCUAAUGGACAACAGCAAUCGAAAUGAAAUCAAGAAUAUGCCAAGAGUCUUAGGCCGCAAUCCAACUUCAACUAUAGCAGGAGAUAGAAGAAUAAUUGAAGUACCAAAAUGUGUAUUAAAUAGAAAUUUAAAAAGGACUGCCGAAGAUAUUAAAUCAAAUACAUACAAGCAGACGACAAAUAAUAAUUCGCAACCUAUAAAAAAAUAUUGCCAUAAACUGCCUAUAGCAGUUAUGCCCAAACGAUCCACUGCCAGUGCUAUAAUAAAACCAAGACAGUUCACAAAUGUUUCAACUUUUUCCAAAUUGACUCAUUAUAGCAAUUUUCAAAAUCAUAAGGAUGAUGAAUUGGCUAAUGACAAUUUCUUAGAUAGCAAUUUAAAGACUCUGUUAUCCAACAUGAAACACUUUACUACACCAGAAAAAGUGGAAUUACAUGAAAUAUCUAACAAAUGUGAAUGUUGUAAUAAUAGUAUUUUUUAUAGACUUCCAUGUAAACACGUGGUAUGUAGAAAAAUAUUAUUAUCUACUGAAAAUAAUCAGUGUAAAUCUUGUGGAUUUUUUUAUAAAUCGUGCGAGAUUGAACGGAUUUAUGACAAUAUUUUAAAUAGAUAACAAAGAAAGAGA
This is a messenger RNA of Trachymyrmex cornetzi, 1606 nucleotides long. Its product is annotated as RING finger protein 37. The coding region runs from base 92 to 1594 and encodes 500 amino acids. Lineage: Eukaryota; Metazoa; Arthropoda; Insecta; Hymenoptera; Formicidae. The transcript is spliced from 3 exons. Gene Ontology annotation, molecular function: ubiquitin-ubiquitin ligase activity; ubiquitin protein ligase binding; zinc ion binding. Gene Ontology annotation, biological process: protein polyubiquitination. Gene Ontology annotation, cellular component: nucleus. The record is from RefSeq and is a predicted model, not a curated record.